Messenger RNA from Neomonachus schauinslandi (Hawaiian monk seal), 1989 nucleotides. It is a transcript of the gene IRF9, whose product is annotated as interferon regulatory factor 9. Gene Ontology annotation, cellular component: nucleus. Lineage: Eukaryota; Metazoa; Chordata; Mammalia; Carnivora; Phocidae. The record is from RefSeq and is a predicted model, not a curated record. The transcript has 8 exons. The coding region runs from base 329 to 1666 and encodes 445 amino acids. Gene Ontology annotation, biological process: regulation of transcription by RNA polymerase II; immune system process. Gene Ontology annotation, molecular function: RNA polymerase II cis-regulatory region sequence-specific DNA binding; protein binding; DNA-binding transcription factor activity, RNA polymerase II-specific.
CAGAGGGGAAGGGUUGGUGGGAUCAAACCUAGAUUAUGGGGCUGGUGGGUGAGGGACCUAUGGGGCAUCUCAGAAGCCCAUACUACCUCUGCAAAUGCUUGGGGUAGAGAGCGGGCCUCUCCCCACGAGCCACACCAAGGCCACACCAAGGGAGUUCUCUGCUAGACAGAUUCCUGAAAAGUCUUAAAACUAAGACCAAUGUCUAAGGUUUCCUUCCAGAUAUCACGGCUUGGGAUGUUAAAAGGAAUGUAUUUCUUUGUCAUUACUAAUAAAGGGAGAAACGACACAAUUUGGCCCCAGAAUUUUGAGAAAUGUCUACAGGCAAAAGAUGGAUGGGAUCACUGGGGGCCCUUGCCGGGAUCCAACCCCGGGACAGAUGUUCCCUCCCACGGUGUUGAUUCCACUGAUGCUACCUGCGACUCUUGUCCCCAGGAUGGCAUCAGGCAGGGCACGCUGCACCCGAAAGCUGCGGAACUGGGUGGUGGAGCAAGUGGAGAGCGGGCAGUUCCCCGGGGUGUGCUGGGACGAUGCAGCCAAGACCAUGUUCCGGAUCCCCUGGAAGCACGCGGGCAAGCAGGACUUCCGGGAGGACCAGGAUGCCGCCUUCUUCAAGGCCUGGGCGAUAUUUAAGGGGAAGUACAAGGAGGGGGACACGGAAGGCCCUGCUAUCUGGAAGACUCGUCUGCGCUGUGCCCUCAACAAGAGUCCUGAAUUUGAGGAGGUUCCUGAGAAUGGCCAUAGGGACGGAGCUGAGCCCUACAAGGUGUAUCGGCUGCUUCCGCCAUCAGGGACCCUCCCCGCCCAGCUGGGGACCCAGAAAUCACCAUCAAAGCGACGUCACAGUUCUGUGUCCUCUGAGAAGGAGGAUGAGGGUACCACAAAGAACGGCAAGCUCAGUUCCUCCUUGCUUGAGGACCCCCUCAGAAAUGAGGAGGUGGGGGCCAAUGGGGGAGCAGGCCAUUCAAACUUCGGGAGCAGCGGCGGCAGCAGCCCCGAGCCUCAGGAAGGGACAGACACAACUGAAGCCCCUUUCCAAGGAGAUCAGGUGUCACUGGAGUUUCUGCCCCCUCCAGACUCAGACUACUCGCUGCUGCUCACCUUCAUCUACGGCGGGCGUGUGGUGGGUGAAGCCCAGGUGCAGAGCCUGGACUGCCGCCUUGUGGCUGAGCCCUCGGGCUCCCAGUGCGGAAUGGAGCAGGUGGUCUUUCCCAAGCCUGACCCACGAGAGCCCACCCAACGCCUGCUAAGCCAGAUCGAGAGGGGCGUCCUGGUAGCCAGCAACUCCCGGGGCCUCUUCGUGCAGCGCCUCUGCCCCAUUCCCGUCUCCUGGAAUGCGCCCCAGGCACCACCCGGUCCCGGCCCGCAUCUGCUGCCCAGCAAUGAGUGCGUGGAGCUCUUCAGAACCAACUACUUCUGCAGAGACUUGGCCAGGUACUUCCAGGGCCUGGGCCCCCCACCCAAGUUCCAGGUGACACUGAAUUUCUGGGAGGAGAGCCCCAGCCCCAACCAUACCCCAAAGAGUCUUAUCACAGUGCAGAUGGAGCAGGCCUUUGCCCGACAUUUAUUGGAGGAGACUCCAGAGGAGCAGUCAGCCACUCUGUCCCUGCUGCAGAGCCUGGGGGACCCAUCUUCCUCCUCUCCUCUCUGUUCCUCCUAUCUCCUUUGAAAGAGACUCAUUCUCCACACUGUUGACCUGCCUCCCUCGGUGAUAAUUCUCAAUGGUUGUCUCUGAUGGUUACGUCCUUGAACUGACGAUACACCUGGCUGGCAGAGAACUCAGGGGUGAUUUUUAUCCACCCCACCACCUUUUUGUUUUGUUUUGUUUUUUUGAGAUAUGCCUUCUUUCAUCUUUGAGGAACCGACCUGGGAAAGUACAAAUGGUGUGAACUCAGGGGACCUUUCCUCUUCCCCCACCCCUAAAGCCAAGCACUUUAUAUUUUCUUCUUAGAUGUUCACUAGGGAUUUAAAAUAAAACUUUAUUGAAAGAGG